UUGCGGGAAUUUUUGACAGUUGUCAAUAAAAACAUCGUGAGAAUGAGAAAUCGUGUGAAUCUGCAAUUUAUUAGCUUUUGUUAGUGCCGUAAUAUGUAAAGAAUAAAAUAAUUUUAGUUAUAAAUUGUGGUAAACUUUAUGGUUAUUCUAAUUGGUGAGUUAAGUAUUUCAAAAUUGCUGUAUCUCUCGACUUCAUUGUCCGUUUAACAUGGCGCUUUGUAGCGACAUGUGCAGACGAUAACGCUCGUACAUCACCUUGUUAGUUACUAUUUCUAGUGUUUGGACGUUUAUUUUCUUGUUUUUCGAGUUGUGGAUUGUGUGUAACGUUGUUUGGUUGUUACAUAACGGGUUUGGGGUCUUGAAUGUAGCGUUACGACACAGCUACUGCAAUGGUGAAAACCCGUCGCAGUAAUGGAGAGAACGGAGAUGUUGACGAAGGGAAUUACACUAUAAACGACGUUGGCAGCGUCUCCGAUGAGAAGGCAUCUAAUUGGUCUCAACGGGAGUUAAGAAGUAGCCAACAAUAUAAGGUCACUCGAAAGAUACAACAUUGGCCUACUAAAUAUAGCCGACGCCGCCGCACUAUCAAAAUGCCUCGCAUAGUAUUUCCAGAAAGUGAUACAGAGCCUGAAAAAUAUUCUAGAAGGUCUCGCCAAGUGCGAGUGUUCUUUGCGGAGGACAACGCGUCUACGAACAGAAGCGUGCGGAUCAGGCACAGCCGCGGCCCACGGAAGAAUUACGUGGAGGACAGUGAAGACAAGCCAAUACAAGAAAAUGUUCGUAGAAGCUGCCGCAAACGCAAACUCAUCCACCACAACUUCAACGAGAGCUGGAUCACCAACGAGCUGAAGGUCAAGGGUUACCCCGACCUGUACGGCUUCCCUGGGACCAGCUCCUCAGAUGAGUUCUCCUCCGGCGACGAGGCGAGGGUUAAUAAGAAAAUUACACGCGACCUGCCCCCAACCAACACAGAUGAAGACACACAGCUCUCUGCGCGCCAGAGGCGGACUUCGGCCAGAUUUAAUAACAGCAAGAAAACUAAUGAUGCGUCCGGAUCAGAUUCCGAAGAUGAGAACAAUCAGACAGUGAUUGAGAAAAAGACGACAAAUGAAAGUAAGAAAGAGAAAGAAACAGACGAGGGGGCGGAGCCUAAAGAGGAAGUCAAGAAUGAGACGCAAGAGGCGAACCAAGAGCAAGACAGCGAGAGCAAUCAAGCUCCAGUAAGAUCUACCAGAAGAAAUAGAGGACGCCCAAAGAAAGAAGAUAGUCAACAAGAAACAGCGUCUGAAUCGUCAUCGUCGGAGUCAGGUAGCGAGCUGGGUUUGCAGCCGCGCCGCUCCAAGCGCACGCGCAAGCCUAAGCCCGCCUUCGUUCAGAUUGCGCAGCGGGAGACGCGCGGCAGAGCCAAAACAUUCACAAUCAGAAAGAAACCGUACUCUUUGCGUGAAAGGAAACCUACAAUUUUACGCCGUAAGACUAUCCGAUCGCAAUCACCAUCUAGUAGCAGUAGUAGUAUGUCAAGUAGUGACACGGAAGAGGACCUAAAUGUUUCCAUGAAAAACAAAACUAAGGGCAGACAAAAGUCAAAGUCAAUGGAUGACAAGAAAACAGAUAGAGCUUUGAGAGAUAUACAACCUGUUGAGGUCGACGGCAGCGUGAGAUUUACGUCAGUCGGUGGUCUAGAAGAGCACAUAAAGUGCCUCCGUGAGAUGGUGCUAUUCCCUCUCAUGUAUCCGGAUCUGUUCCAAAAGUUUGGCACCCGGCCCGCCAAGGGGGUGCUAUUCCACGGUCCCCCGGGCACGGGAAAGACCUUACUAGCCCGGGCCUUGGCCAAUGAAUGCACUUUGGUUGGGGGCAGGAAGGUCGCCUUCUUCAUGAGGAAGGGGGCGGAUUGCUUGAAGAAAUGGGUGGGUGAGAGCGAAAGGCAUCUCAAGCUGCUGUUUCAACAGGCAAACAAAAUGAAGCCGUCCAUAAUAUUCUUCGACGAGAUCGAUGCACUAGCGCCGGUGCGCAGCGUGCGCCAGGAGCAAGUUCACACUAGUGUUGUUGGUACGCUCCUCGCUGAGAUGGACGGCCUUUGUGAUAGGGGCGAAGUGGUAAUCAUAGGCGCAACCAAUCGCCUAGACGCUGUCGAUCCAGCGUUGCGUCGCGCGGGUCGCUUCGACCGGGAACUAUACUUCCCGCCUCCACACGCGGCCGCUAGAAGGGACAUCCUGCACAUAUACACCAAGCACUGGACCCCACGCCCAGGGGAGGAGGCUUUGGACCAGAUAGCUCAGCUCACAGUCGGCUAUGGAGUAUCCGCUAGGAGAGAUGUUAGCUUCCCGCCUCCACACGCCGCCGCUAGAAGGGACAUCCUGCACAUAUACACCAAGCACUGGAGCCAACGCCCAGGAGAAGAGGCUUUGGACCAGAUAGCGCAGCUCACAUUUGGUUAUGGAGGAGAAUCCGCUAGGAGAGAUGUUAGCUUCCCGCCUCCACACGCGGCCGCUAGAAGGGACAUCCUGCACAUAUACACCAAGCACUGGACCCCACGCCCAGGGGAGGAGGCUUUGGACCAGAUAGCACAGCUCACAGUCGGCUAUGGAGGUUCAGACCUAAAAGCUUUAUGCUCAGAAUCAGUAUUAAAGGCGUUGAGAAGAGUCUACCCACAAGUGUACGACAGCGAACACGCCUUACUUAUCGAUGCUAAGAAUGUGGAAGUGACAACCCAAGACAUGUUAGAGGCGAUGCGUUCGCUAGUGGCGGCCGGAGCCCGCGCCUGCCCGCCCCCCGCGCGCCGCCUGCCGCCGCCCGCGCGCCCGCUGCUGCUCGCCCAGCUGCAGGCCGCCCGCCAGCUGCUGCCGCCUAUACUGCUGAUGAGCGGGCCGUGCGCUGAGACCUUCAUAGCGCCGGCGCUGCUGAGUGACAUGGAGGACUGUACUGUCAAAGAACUUAGCAUGUUAACACUACACUCGGCGCUCGCCUUCACGCCCGAGCAGGCGCUUAUAUCGGUGAGUGAAACUAAAGGGAGAUGUGAAAAGGGGGCGGGGCCGGUGUCGCAACCAUAUGCCCAAAAACAGAACACAUUGCUCGUGACAGCAAUGAUCACAGCAGCGCUCGCGUUCACGCCCGAGCAGUCGCUUAUAUCGGUCAGUGCAUUCGGACUUGCCGGCAGAGGUAAGACAGAUGGAUGCACAAUAUUCGCCUUGGUUUGGUUGUCACUAGCGGCCACCGGGACAGCGCUACUGUUACAACUAUGGCGGACGCGCGCUGCGGGAGAUAAUACAUUACUAUUGGCCACCACAACUGCGCAACACUCUGACUUGCCGGCCGAGCUUCAAGACCUGUUCCCUCUGUACAAGGACUGCGUAUACAGAAUGCGGGAACCAAAUGCGGCAGAAGUGAUCGCGUUCCUAAAGCCGUUGAUUGCCGAAGCUCUGUUAGACCCGCCUCCUAUCGAAAACACGGAGCCUCCGCCACCAUUGCCUCGAGCACCACCCCCUCCACCGCCGCGAGAGAGCCAAGAAGACAUGGCCCGGCGCAAGCGCAAGGAAGACUACAAACUGCGGGAACUGCGCAUCUUCUUACGGGAUAUCUGCCGCAAACUGGCUUCUAACCGUCGAUUCUAUAAGUUCACCAAGCCUGUCGACUUAGAAGAGGUAACUGACUACUUAGACAUAGUGAAGCAGCCAAUGGACUUAGAGACGAUGAUGACCAAAGUGGACAUGCACAAAUACAACUGCGCCAAGGAGUUCUUAGACGACAUCGACCUUAUUUGCGCGAACGCGUUAGAGUAUAACCCGGACAGGACAUCAUCAGACAAGCAGAUCCGGCACGAGGCAUGUUCGCUAAGGGACCAUGCGCACGCACUCAUUGAUGUUGAGAUGGAUAGCGACUUCGAGGUGGAGUGCCAGGAGAUAGCCAAGAAGCGGCGCGAGGAGGGAGACAUGGCUGACGCAGACCUGCCUGAUUUCAUCUACACUGCCUCCAACCUGCGUGAGUUAUCAUCAUCAUCAUUUUUUCAGCCACAGGAUGUCUGUUGUACAUAGACUUCUAUAGGUUGGUAGCUCCCUGCAUCCAGCGCCUUCCUGCUACCUUUAUGAGUUCGUCGGUCCACCUUGUGGAGAUGGAUAGCGACUACGAGCUGGAGUGCCAGGAGAUAGCCAAGAAACGCCGCGAGGAGGGAGACAUGGCUGCCUGAUU
Molecule: messenger RNA, 4185 nt
Organism: Ostrinia nubilalis (European corn borer)
Lineage: Eukaryota; Metazoa; Arthropoda; Insecta; Lepidoptera; Crambidae
Product: ATPase family AAA domain-containing protein 2-like
Exons: 26
Coding region: 390-4031 (1213 amino acids)
Biological process (GO): positive regulation of transcription by RNA polymerase II
Cellular component (GO): nucleus
Molecular function (GO): histone binding; chromatin binding; ATP hydrolysis activity
Source: RefSeq, a predicted model, not a curated record